Oreochromis aureus is the source of this 3293-nucleotide messenger RNA. It is a transcript of the gene gtf2a1, whose product is annotated as general transcription factor IIA, 1. Gene Ontology annotation, biological process: transcription by RNA polymerase II; transcription initiation at RNA polymerase II promoter. The transcript is spliced from 10 exons. Gene Ontology annotation, cellular component: transcription factor TFIIA complex. The record is from RefSeq and is a predicted model, not a curated record. Lineage: Eukaryota; Metazoa; Chordata; Actinopteri; Cichliformes; Cichlidae. Bases 194 to 1375 code for a protein of 393 amino acids.
GGACAACGACGGAAGGAGGACGGCUGGGGAGUCGCAGCCCGGGAUUGUAAAUAAGACCGCCUAAACUGUGUUUUAUUUACAAAAGUGAUGCCGGCUGUUUUAAAAUAUCUUUCCCAGUUGUUUUAAAUCGUUUUUCGUAAUUUUUGGCUCUAUUCCUCGCCUAUUUCCGUGUGGUUUUUACACUACGCGUAUAAUGGCGAGCUCGGCUAACUCGAACCCAGUGCCUAAAUUAUACAAGACUGUGAUUGACGAUGUGAUCAAUGAGGUGCGAGAGCUGUUCCUGGAUGAGGGAGUAGAUGAGCAAGUUCUUCUGGAGCUGAAAACGCUAUGGGAGAACAAGCUGUUGCAGUCCAAGGCAGUGGAGGGCUUCCACACUGACGAGCAGACAGCCCUGCAGGCCGCACAGCAGCAGCAACAACAAGUUCAGCAGGUCCAACAAGUCCAGCAGGUGACCCAGCCAGCUCAGACCCAGCAAGUCAUCCUGCCGCCCCAGCAACAGCAAGCUCCCCAGCAGCAAGUCAUUGUUCAGGAAUCUAAGCUUAUACAACACAUGGGUGGAACGGGGAUGAGUGCAGCAGCUACCGCAGCAACCCUGGCUUUGCCCACAGCCGUCACCCAAUACCAACAGCUCAUCACCAGCCAAGGCCAGAUCCUGCAGGUAGUCCGUGCUCCCAACGGGGCUCAGUAUAUCAUCCAGCCCCAGCAGCAGAUCCUCCUGCAGCAGCAGAUGCAGCCUGGUGGCGUGCAGGCACCGGUAAUACAGCAGGUUCUGGCUCCUCUGCCGGGAGGCCUUUCCCAGCAAGCAGGAGUCAUCAUACAGCCACAGCAGAUUGUUUUAACCCCAGGAAACAAAGUCCAAGGCAAUACACAGGUGAUGCAAGCAGCAGCCAUGGCACCACAGCCCAGUCAGGCAGCAACAGCAGCUCAGGUCCAGCAGGUUCAGCAGGCCCAAGGAGCAACUGCAGCACAAGCCUCAGCACAGCCUCAGGCCCAACAGCAGCAACAGGCUCAGCCCCAGGCCCAGGCCCAGCCUCAGGCACAGCAGCCUCCCAUGAUGCUGCAGGUGGACGGAACCGGAGACACAUCUUCAGAAGAGGACGAGGAUGAGGAGGAGUACGACGAAGAUGACGAUGAGGAGAAAGACAAGGAUGGAGCAGAGGAUGGGCAGGUUGAAGAGGAGCCGCUGAACAGUGGAGACGACGUCAGCGACGAAGAGGACCAGGAGCUGUUUGAAACGGACAACGUAGUGGUGUGCCAGUACGACAAGAUUCACAGAAGUAAGAACAAAUGGAAAUUCCACCUGAAGGAUGGGAUCAUGAAUCUGAACGGGAGAGACUACGUCUUCUCCAAAGCCAUCGGGGAUGCCGAGUGGUGAAGCAGAAAAAGGAACGGGAGAAAGCAACAGGAGCGGGAUCUCUGUAACUCCUUCUAUCCAGUUAACAGACACUUUAGCAUCCUUCCACAUCCUGUGACUGGAUUCAUUCAGGAAACUGUUUCUGAGACUCCGAGAACUCUUGAGACAAACCCAAAGGACUGUGAGGUACUGUAAAACCCGGGUGUAGUCAGAAAACACUCGACUAGCCUUGCGGGAUGAGAAACCAACAGAGGAAGGGAAAAGCCCCGUGAGCCGAGCGCCGUUUCUCUUUAUUUCUUCUUCCAGGCUUCGCUGCCUUUUUUUCCCGAGAGAAUUCACCUAACUUUGGAAAGAAAGCAUCUCACCAUCAUACAGGUGUAGAGGACCAGGGUGACCUCGGCUUUCCUGCCACACAAGGUCAGAGGUCAUUCGUUAUAACCCCAUAGAUGAGAAACACCUUUGCAAUGCACUGUAGUCGGUUGACUGGAUUGACUCGUGUCUACAUUUGUGUCCAAACUUAGUGCCACCAGUCGAGAUCGCUGCCUUUAGAACGACCAGAAUCACCUGUUUUUGGCUUCUUCUUUUUUUUAAAUCCUAAUUCUGUCUGAAUUCACGUUUAUGAAAAAGGUGCUCCAGAGUGUUUUUAUGUAGGUGACCUGUUCUUUAAACUUUGUUUUAAAUGCGUUUAAUGAAGGAGUUAAAAAAGAAGGUAAAAUAACGUAACCUUACAAUAACUCAUUUUUUUAAUGAUUUUUUUUUUUUAUCUUCUGCGCAGCACUUAACUCUGAAACCCCCCACAGCACCUCCCCACUGGCUUCUCUGGAGCUUCAUUCCAUCUUUACCGUUAAGAAAAAAUAAAGAAAAAAGCGCGAGACACUGAAUUCAUUUAAGGAUUGUACAAAGGUGUCUCAGUUUGUCCUGUUGGUGGAUCUCCUUUGCUUUUAUUUUUAGUUCUCUGCAGCCGUCGGAAAUUUUGCACUGUCGGUUUAUCAGUGUGUUGUGAAGUCAGUCAGUCCACUUAAUCAAUAGCCGCAGAGACGUGUGUGUGAGAGAGCGAGAGGGACUGUACAGACGCGUGGUGAAUGCUGCUCUGUGUGUGUGUGUGUGUGUGUGUGUGUGUGUGUGUGUGUGUUGUCGUCGCUGGUUUGCUCUGAAAAGGUUUCAGUUUGUUUCUCUCACACCUCACAGUCUGGAAAUGUCACAGAGCAGUGAGGUUGGUGUCUGUCCUUUUUUUCCUAUUUAUUUCUGAAAGUUCAUAAAUUGUUCUUUUUUUCUUCUUUUUUUUAGGUUGGAAAGCCGCACCAAACUGUGCUCUUAUAAUCUAACAAGUGUUCCUUUUUUCUUUUCUUUUCUCCUUUCUUCUUAUGUCAGCCUGAUAAAAGCUACACGGCGCUGUUUUCCAAACCAUUUCGUCCACCAUAUGUUCUCCUCUGCUUUCGUUUUAUUCAUGACUUUUAAAAUGAGGAUAUUUUCUAUCCAAGUGAGUUUAACUCGAGGGGGUGGGGUGGGGGGGUUGUGUGUGUCUCUGCAGUUUGUUUUUAGUGCCCCUGUUGCAGCAGUUUGAAAUAAAGUAUAUAUGUGUUUUGACUGUUGUGUCGACGUGGUGGUUGGUUGGCUCCAUAGUUGUUGUUUUUUAGCUGCACAAAGAAAACCCUGUUACGGGACCUGAAGGAGAAAAAAGAACAUUUUUCACACGAUUUAGUUGAAUUAUAUGAAAUUUUUACAUAAAAGGCCAAAGGAAGACUUUCCACACAUUAAAAAAACAACAACAAAAAAUGGCCCCCAGUAGAUUUAUUUCCUUUUCUCUGUUCUUCAUUUCAAUAUCUAGAUGUCGUGCGUGCCUUUUUGAACUUUAGUUCAGUUUUUGUUUUUUUGGGGGGGGGGGUCACAGAUGCUAGACUGAGAAGGAUGUCUUAUUAAAAUGUGCUCUAUAACCAUU